AUGGGUCGCAAGAAGAUCAAAAUUCAGCCUAUUAAGGAGGAUCGAAAUCGAUCCGUCACUUACCUCAAGCGCAAGGCGGGUCUCUUCAAGAAAGCGCACGAACUCGCCGUCUUGACCGACUCGCAGGUAGCUGUCAUCGUCUUUGGUCACAAUGGCAAGCUCGCCGAGUUUUGUUCCACCGACAUCGACCUCCUGCUGUUGCGAUACACAGAGUACGACGGCGUUGCAGAGAGGAAAGGUCCUCAAAACUACCUCAAUAAUGACAAGGACUCUGAUGACGACGAUGACGACAAUGACGACAAUGACAAUGCCGGCGGUGAAGGUCUCUCCGACUUCGGCGGAUCUGGCAGUAACAAUGGCGGCGGGUCAGGAUCUGGCAACGGUGGAAGCGGCAGGGGCAGCAGUUCAAAGACCAGCGGAGUCAAGCGCAAGGCAGAGCAACCUUCUCCGUCAAACAGCAGCACUCAAUUCGAUGGCUCGAAUACUUACGCGGCGAACACCAGCAUUGGUGCUGGAUUCGGUGCAGGUGUUGGCACUGUAGGCAUCUCGCCAACCGCAAAGCAAACCAUCAAUGCCGCCAUCCGCCGAAAGAGCCAGCCUCAGUCCGCCAGCAAUCUGGCAGUUCCCGGUCAAAUGGCAGGUCAAAGCGCUUUCGAUCCCCUUUCCUACGGUCAAAGCUUUGCCUCUGGUCCAAGCAUAGAGCACGGCAUGAUGGGCACAGGCAUGUCAAACAUGGGCAUGAUGGCGGACUCAAAUAGCAGCAUGUCGGGACGGAUCGCGACCAGUGGUCCCACCACGAGCUCGAAUCGAGCCGAGACCAUUGCCAACAUGUCAAUACCCAUGCCGGACCAAGACCGACUCCCCAUCUUCCUUUCGCCAGCGACGCCCGGCUUCGGCCUGACCCCCAACGGCACCGUCACUACGCCUGGUGGAAGACGCUUCAGCUUUUCCGAUUUCCUCACGCGUGGCUCAGGCAGCUCCCUGACGCAGCGACCCGUCACCUCGAACUCGCUGAUGGCCCCCAAUCUCUUCCAGAACGACGCUUUUGAUAUGUCGACAACGCCUCCGCCUUCCUUUGGCUCGCUCACGCACAGCAUGUCUCCACAGCCGUCUCACGAUGCCUUGUCAUCAGCUCCUUUCCGUCCCGGCGCACCUGUCGUGUCCCGACCCGCGUCAGCAGAUGUACUGCGCUCUGCGGCCCCUACGUACAGCGAAGCCACGUAUGCGCCGGCCUCGGGAGCUUCAAUGGCGCCGAGCAACAUGGUGACAUCCGCAGCUAGCAUCGAUCGACCUUACGGCACUGCUGCCAGCCUCGAUCUCUCCAGUACUUCCGGCCAUCCCGCGCCGUCUGGCACAGAUUACGGACAUGGCACUUCGGCAUCACCAACGCCACCUGCGGCGUCUUUCGACAGCAAUGCGGCGAGGAUGCACUCGAACGCGUUCGGUGUCAGUCCCUUUGUCGGCUCAGAUCUUAAGAGCUCAGCCACGCCCUUUGGCGGUUCGCAAAGCUCAGCAACUCCUGAAUUGGUCUCGCACGGCAAAAGUGUCACACCACGCGUAGGGAUGGCUGCUUCCGCGUCGAGGUCGUCCAUGUCGACCGACGAAGAAACGCCCCCGGUUGGCCCGGCCGAACAUGCUCGCUUCGAUGCAAAUAGCAGCUUCAACCCACACGCAGCAUGGCUCAAUCUAGGCCAGGGAAUCGAGCACAAAGCAGACCCGACGACGCAAGCGCAAGCGCCGCUUGUCCAGCCCGUGCCGAUCAAUCCCGCGCAGCCCUUGAGCUCCAAGCCCUUCGACCUCAAGAUGCCAGCGCGGCGCGGGCAGUAG
Molecule: messenger RNA, 1827 nt
Organism: Kalmanozyma brasiliensis GHG001
Lineage: Eukaryota; Fungi; Basidiomycota; Ustilaginomycetes; Ustilaginales
Product: Transcription factor, MADS-box
Exons: 1
Coding region: 1-1827 (608 amino acids)
Biological process (GO): regulation of transcription by RNA polymerase II
Molecular function (GO): RNA polymerase II cis-regulatory region sequence-specific DNA binding; protein dimerization activity; DNA-binding transcription factor activity, RNA polymerase II-specific
Source: RefSeq, a predicted model, not a curated record